CGUCAUAUCAGUGUUUUUGUUAUUGUUGUUAUAGGCGCUGAGUUAGAGCAAGUGAUACUUCGAGGACGAGAUCUGCUCAUUUUUGUUUAUUCUGGAGAAACCCUGAAACAAAGGAUCAUUUAUAGUGUUGAAUGAUUUUACUUGUAGUUGGUUUAUAAGUCUGUCUACGACGGCUGGAAGUGCCUGGGCUCAGGUUGCAUACUCACCAUGGAGGGGACCUGGAAGGUGGAGUUCAGGAACGUGGGGCGGACCUACUUUCCCCAAAGCCGAGUCGAGUGCCAUUACAGCUUAGGGGCCCAGCAUCUCUGGAGCAGCAGUGACUGGAUCGGGCUUUUUAAGGUGGGCUGGUCAUCGGUGAGGGAUUACCACACGUUUGUCUGGGCCCUGGCUCCGACUGGGUACCAGGCGGGAGCGGCUGUGAACUGCUGUGUGCAUUUCCAAGCGUCAUACCUGCCCCGCUCUGGGACGGACCCCUUCCAGUUCGUGUACAUCGAUGGGAAGGGGGAGGUUUGCGCCCGCAGCUCGCCGUUCACGUUCUGCGCCCCCAAACCACUGGAGGACCUGGUGACCCUCGAGCAGGAGGGGUCUGGCGAGGACGGGGGGGCAGACCUGCUGCUGGUGGUGCCGCGGGCUGAGCUGCUGCAGGGCCGGCUGGAGGACCUCCUGCGGGAGCGCUCCGAGCUGCUGCGGGCCCGGGAUGCCGCAGAGCGCAGCCGGGAGGUAGAGAGGGAGCUGAGGGAGCGGGUGGAGAUGCAGAGUGGCCUGGCCAGGGCGGAGCUGGAGGGCAGCUUGGCGGAGCUGAAGGAAAGGCUGACACGGACAAAGGAGAAGGUGGAGGAGUUGGAGAAGGAGCGGGAGAUGAUAUCUACAGAACGUGAGGGUCUGAUGGUGGACAAAGCAGAGAACCAGAAGAGGAUCUGGGAGCUGGAGGAGCAGGCGAAGAGCGUCAUGCUCAGGGGCUUGGAGAAGGAAGCUGAGCUGGACAGGAUGAGGGAGCGCAUGCAGAACCUAACGGCACAGAAGAGGGAUGAGGAUGAGGAGAUGCAGUGCCUGAAGGCCCAGCUGGAGCAGUCGGAGGCAGAUCUGCGCACCCUGGGGAGCGAGUUUCAGGAGCUGCGGAGCUUGCUGGCACAGAGGGACACGCAGGUGCUGCAGCUGAGGGGCACCAUCAGCACACUCAGUGGCAAACUGCAGGCCGCGCAGAGGAAGGAGGGGGAGUGUGAGGCAGCCCUUAAGGACCUGCAGGAGCUGCAGGGGCGUCUGGCUACCAGCGAGGGCACUGCUGAGGGCCUGAAAGUAGAGCUCACUGCUAUGGCGGCCAGAUGUGACCAGAGCCGCCUGGAGGCUGCACAGCUCACCCUGCAGCUCGCUGACAGCAGCCUGGCCCUCCGGGAGAGCCGUGCCGCAUGGGGGCAGGAGAGAGAGGCGCUGCAGCAGGGUGUCCGGCUAGAGAAGGAGCGGGUGGAGAAACUUAGCAAAGAGCUGCAGCAGAAGGAGAAGUGCCUCCAGGUGGAGAAGAUGGAGAGAGAGAAGGUGGAGGUGGAGCUGGGAAGAGAGAGAGACUGUAGCAGGGUGCAGCUCAGUGAGUCAUGGCGGGGGCUGGAGGAUCUGAAGGCCAGUCUGAGGAUGGUGCAGAACGACAAGGAGCAGCUGCUGCUGGAGAAACAGGAGAUGCUUGACUACAUGCGGCAGCUUGAGCAGAGGCUUGAUGCUGUGGCCGAUGCCAAGUGGAGUGAAGCGGCCUUCUCCUCCAACAGUCGCCCUGACAGCCCCGUGUCUGAUUUCGAGGAUGAUGCCCUUGAGGCCGGACUCCACCACCCUCCCCCUCCCCUGCCCCCGCCCCUGGGCCCCUACGGCCUGUGCGAGGCUCCACUUUCGGAGGCACUGCUUUUGGGCACACCCCCCCCUUCGCCGCGGGAACAGUGCCGGGGGACCGUGGUCAUCAGCCAGCCAGCGCCUCUCUCAUCCCCACGGCAACCAGGCAGUGACAUCGCUACGCAGAGCUUGGACUCGGAGGAGGAGCCUGAAGUGGCCCAAUCAGAAGCAGCCCAAUCAGAAACGGCCCAAUCAAGAGGUCAGAGUUCCAGAAAAGGGGCGACCUCGCUCCCUCUGGACCAGCGGGACUCCGCUCCAAGUGACUUUGCCGGCGCCCCCCUCUGGUAGUGCGUGGAAGUGCAGGAGCCGUGCUGGAGCCUAUUUUCCCCAACAUCCUGUGCAUUACACAGUUUUAUACACAUUGACUUAGAAAUCCACAGAGCACAGCCGGUCCCCACCUGCAUAAUUCACGUGAAAUGCAAAGUACAGGAAUAAGGGUAUGGUUUUAUUGCCAGUGUGAGUGUGGCUGUGUGUGUGUGUGAGUGUGUGUGUGUGUGUGUGUGUGUGUGUGUGUGGCCAUGUGUAUAUUACAUUGUGGGGACCAAGUGUCCCCACAUUGUGAUAAAAUUUUAAUGUUGUGG
This is a messenger RNA of Paramormyrops kingsleyae, 2456 nucleotides long. RefSeq names its product calcium binding and coiled-coil domain 1a (gene calcoco1a). The record is from RefSeq and is a predicted model, not a curated record. Gene Ontology annotation, biological process: positive regulation of transcription by RNA polymerase II. NCBI's taxonomy places the organism in Eukaryota, Metazoa, Chordata, Actinopteri, Osteoglossiformes, Mormyridae. Gene Ontology annotation, molecular function: transcription coactivator activity.